ACAAGAAUGUUUGGCACAGACUUCGAAGAUUAUUGCGACUUCAACGACAGCAUUUGCAGCAAUGACUCCGGCAUCGAACGAUCUUACGUUGACCCCUUGAUGACUCCCACUUCUGCAUGCAACACUCCCUUAAAACACAACACAUCCGAUUUAGGAGUCUCCUUAACAUCGUGCAAAGAAUCAAACGUAAGAAGAAAACUAUUUACCGAUGAUCUAGGAUACCGUAUUCCCGAACAUGUUGAAGAUAUUAAAGAGUUUAAUGAGUUUCAACCAAUAAAUAACACAUCAACACCAGUGAAAUCGAAAGAAAGGAAACCAAAGGAUCCAAAUAAGCCGAAGAGGAAGUACGCGAACGGUAAAAACAGAGUAACAAGAUGCAAAAGCCCCACACAAAUCUUACGGAUAAAAAGAAAUAGACGUAUGAAAGCCAACGAUAGAGAGAGAAACAGAAUGCACAUGUUAAACGAAGCUUUAGAUAGAUUGCGAUGUGUUUUACCCACCUUUCCCGAAGAUACUAAAUUGACGAAAAUAGAAACAUUACGUUUCGCGCACAACUACAUAUUCGCUUUGAGUCAAACAUUGGAAUCUCUAGACAAUAUAAACUCAGGGAAGAUACCACCUGGAGAAUAUAACAUGAGCUACGAAAAAUUACAAAGCUUUAACUUUCCUAGUGAUAAGGUAAACAAAGAUGCUUUCAGAGAAAUAUUUUCGCCUAGCAAAACCGAUGACAAUAGUGGCGAUGGCUACAGAAGUUUCCAAGGUUUUAGCAAACCUUUUCCAAACGGAUCGAAUUUUCUACAAACAGCUGAAGGCGUUCUAAUAAAUGUCGGUAAUGUUACUGUCUCCGUCAAUAACAACGGUGGUAACUGCAUAACUUCAACUACCGGUAGUGGAUUCUUUACUAAUCCUUCUAGCUAUGGAGAUGACAUGUUUCAACAAAAUUAUUAUAAUCAACGUACAUACUGUAGCACCAACUACAGUGAAAGUUACGAUCCUGGUAUACAAAAUGACUCCAAAGAAUACUUUAACCAGAAAAACUAUGAAAUAUUUAAGAAUGCUUUUGAAACAGCCAAAAAUAGAAAACCACCAAGUGAUUAUGCAGCUAACUAUACUAACUUUACAAAUUAUAAUCAAAACAAUGAUAAAUAUAAUUAUGGAAACGAUGGAUAUUAUUGCAAUAGCAGCUAUUACUACAAUGACCAAAGAUAUGUAGGUAAAGACGUUUAUAGGUGCCCUAGUGUCGUGAAUGCUCGAAUUUAAUAUAAUUUUGUAUCUAUUUUAUAGUUUCCAAUUAUGUAAUUGUAAAAAGACCUAGUCAUUUAGUAAAAAUUAAGAUAUUUGUGAAACUUGUUUAGGACAAUAAUAAUGUAAUCCUAUGAUGAUUUACCAAAGUUUAUAAAAAUCUAGUCAUAUCAAAAAUGUUGUGAAAUAUAUUAUAUUUUUUUAUAUUUGUA
Molecule: messenger RNA, 1454 nt
Organism: Bicyclus anynana (squinting bush brown)
Lineage: Eukaryota; Metazoa; Arthropoda; Insecta; Lepidoptera; Nymphalidae
Gene: tap
Product: basic helix-loop-helix neural transcription factor TAP
Exons: 1
Coding region: 7-1260 (417 amino acids)
Molecular function (GO): protein dimerization activity
Source: RefSeq, a predicted model, not a curated record